Messenger RNA from Mesocestoides corti, 1554 nucleotides. NCBI's taxonomy places the organism in Eukaryota, Metazoa, Platyhelminthes, Cestoda, Cyclophyllidea, Mesocestoididae. The record is from the annotation of a GenBank genome assembly.
AUGGCUGUGGCACCGGUUGUGAAAGCGAGUUUCUGUUGCCGCCUUCCUUUGAAGCUGUGGAAUCUUUUCUUCCGGGUAGUGGGGCUGUCUGUGUGUUCACCACAUUCUCCCUGCUGUUUUUACGCGAUUAACUUAUCUGGUGUCGAAUCAGCACGUCUGUUAACAGGUCAAUUACCGUUUUUCAGAACCUACCUUGCCUUUAAAGAUGAAGACCAGCUUUCAUACCAACCAGGUGAUAGUGUCUCAAUUUUUGUACAGAAUGACGAAGCGGAUGUGUCGUGGCUUCUAAAACGAAUGAAUGGCGAUUUUACGCCCGAUCAGAUGAUAAUGCUCAAGCAGGGUUCCUGUCGGAGGGCUCCUUCAAUAGCCCUCCCGUUAGAGACGCCCGUUACUCCAAGGCUCCUUUUGCGGCAUUAUAUAGAAAUUCAUUCGACCGCCUCAAGAAAGACAACCCGAAUUCUUGCCGGCUUCUGCGCCAACGAGGAAGAAAAAGCUCUCCUCCUCAGAUUAAGUGGUCGUGAAGGCAUGAAACUUUAUGAUGCUCUAAUAAAAGCAACGUCAGCUACACUAAUGGAUUUGUUGGAAACAUUUCCAAGCUGUCGUCCAAGUUUAGAGGCGGUGCUCGAGUUAGCACCUCCGUUGGCCAGAAGGCCGUAUUCACUUGUCGGUGAAUGCCGCAAAGGGUCUGCCCAGGAAAUAAGCUUCGCGUUUACGAUGAUUGACUUCACAAGGGAGCUUGAAACCAGUCCUAUUUCUGUUGAUGGAGUCACUUUCAAACGAUACAGGCGCCGAACUGGCGUCGCCACCGGACACCUACGUCGGUUAUGGGAUGAGAAACUAAGUACCGGCUCGAGUCCCGGCCUUUUCGUUUCACUUUUUCCAAAUCACAAUGGUUUUUCUCAUCCAUCCAACGUCAGUGAUCCAUUAAUACUUAUAUGUGCUGGCACGGGGGUCGCUCCCUUCAUUGGAUUUUUACAACUUCGACGUCGUUUGAGGGAAUCUGCUCUUGCUGCUGGGGAAUCCUGGCUAAUAUUUGGUUGCCGUGAUCCGAACUUUGACGUUUUGUUCGCUGAUGAAUUGGCUGAUUUUCUGGAAGACGGAACCCUAACACAUCUCUGUCUCUGCUUUUCUCGUUUUACGGGUGACCUACCCAUCUGUCUUCCUGAGAUAAUUCGAUCAAAAGCAUACGUGCCACCGGGGUGCAGAUACGUCCAGGACUGCAUUACUUUUCCGAACAAACCAGCUGUCUCAAUUGACGAUUCCACGUCCAUUUCGAAGAUUUCCGAUCGACUUGCGGACGUCCAUCUUUCCACACCUGCUGUUUCUUCUCCGUCAAGGUUGCUCCAUUUAGUAUGCAACCUGAACGGUCACAUCCGGGUCUGCGGUGACGCCAAGGGCAUGGCCCCAGCUGUAGCAUCCGCCUGGGAAACUGCGUUUGCGUCGUGGCUAGAAUCACAAGAAGCUGCUGAAUUAACCUCAGGCCCAAAGACGGGAGCGGAAUUUCUCGCCCACCUUCGUAAAGAGAGGCGCUACGUAGAAGAUGUUUGGUGGUAG